CCUUCACUGUGAGUUUUCAGCUAAAUCCCUCCUCCCUUUCUCAGUUUUUGUGGAGAGACAGGUGCUCCGUUCCAGUCAUCCCUUCCCAUAUCCCCUCCUUCCCUAGUCACCAUUUACCCUCUCUCUCGGGCCUAGCACGUUAGAUCAGGUCCUUCUCGUAUGUGAACCUGAAGCUGCUGCCUCUGUAAGCUGGUUACCCCCUCAACAACUACAUCUUCUUCUCUCUCUCCCAUUUCUUUUAUCUAAUUUAGGGUUAGCAAAUGAUGAAUGUAACUCAAUGCCCUCGUCUUCUGAGAUCAAAAUCCAUCAAGAUCAGAGCAGGUAUGAAAGGACGGAAUAUCUCAUCAGUGAAAGAAGCUCCUAAGUCUAUGGAAGGUGAAGAAACUAAUGAUUCAGCAAUUGUGAAAGAAGCUCCUACUUCUAUGGAAAGUGAAGAAAAUAAUGUCCUAUCAGUGAAAGAUGAAAUUCCUAUUUCUAUGAAAAGUGAAGAAACUAAUGCCUCAUCAGUGAAAGAAGUUCCUAUUUCUAUGAAAAGUGAAGAGGUAUCACUGGAAAGCGUUGAUCUUAUUCCUCUGGGAAGAAUGCUAACUAAGAUCGACAUUCCUAUUUUGACGGAAGAAAACUAUGAGACUUGGAAAGAAAAGAUGGAAAAUUUCUUGAAGAGCGGAGGACUGUGGGAUCAUGUCGUCGGGAAAAAAUGUCCACCCAGUAGAGUAAGUGCAUUCAUGCUUUGGAAACUGGACAGGGGAGUGUCUAGAUUAAUAGUAAGAAGCAAGUGUGGAGCAAGGACAGUACCAUAUACUGAUGGACUAGACAUCCCACAAGUUUGGAGCCAAUUGGUUACCAUGUAUGGGUUCACUUAUCCAACAAAAACGACAGGGAAGAUGACCAAGAGUACAAAUUACACAUGAUGUUUGCCUUUUUAUAGAGAUAUCAUUGCUGGUAAUUGGAAGACUAUCUCACAGUUCCUCUCAAACAACAAAGGAGCUCUUACAGCCAGGCUCACAUCAUCAGGAGAUCUUCCUCUUCAUGUGGCAGUUCAAAAUGGAAAGGUUAAAAUUGUAAAAGAAUUGAUAAGAAAUAUGCCUACAAACCUUCUAUCAGAAAAAGGAAAAGACGGCAGAACAGUAUUCCAUAUUGCUGCUGUAGAUGGGAAAAUAGAAAUCGUCAAGGCCAUCGUAGAAAAGGAUGAGAAACUAGUGAUGAUCAAAAGUAAAUCCUAUUCCGGUUGCAUUCCGAUCAUGGUCGCUGCAGAGGCCGGCAACAAAGACGUGGUGAAUUAUCUUUACCCAAUCACCAUAAGCCAAGAAGGUAAUCAGAAGGAAGGCCACAAUGACGAACGUGAAAAAACUAAAGCUACAAUUCUUACUUCUCUAAUUUUUGGUGAUUUCUAUAGGCUAGCUCUUGAUCUACUAAAAAAAUGCCCACAUUUACUCUUGACCAAGGAUGAUUUCAAGCUUACAGCCAUGGAAGUGCUCGCAAUGAAGCAUUCUGCAUUUCAAAGUUCAUUACCAACCAAAAGAAUUAUUGCGACCUUGGGAUAUUCUUUCUUGAAUUCGUUGCUAGAUAUCCAUCUCCCCGAAAACGCUUGUUGGCGCGCAAGAAGAGACGAGGAAAAUUCAUUGGAUGCCAGCGGAGACAGUUCGAAUGAUAAGCCCAUGUUUGGUCCAAUCAGCAACUAUCCUCAGCUUCUAUGGUUAUGCUUCCGCAGAUUACUUCAGAAUGCACUUAUUAAAUUUGGUGAGAAAUUGAAACCGAAUCACCCUAUCAUCAUCAUCAUCAUCAUCAUCAUCAUCAUCACUCUUAUUGCCUACAUAUAUACAUUGGUAGUGCCUGGUUGCAGGUACAUCUAUGAUGAGAAGUUGAAGCAUUAUGGAGCUUCUAAGCUAGUAAAAGAAGUAUGGAGGGUAAUAUCACAACACGAUGACCUUCAAAGUGUGAAGGAUGUAGUGGUUACAGCAAUGUUUAUAGCAACACGGAAUGGGAUUGUUGAAUUUAUUGAAGAGUGUAUCAACAAUUGUCCUCAGCUUCUAAUGAACAAGGGUGACAAAUAUAAAAGCCAAACAAUAUUUCAUUAUGCCAUCAGUAAUCGCCAGGAAAAGAUUUUUGGGCUUAUACAUCAUCUAGGCCCAUUAAAGCAUGAUCUUGCAAUGAUGAAGGAUGCAUCAGAAAACUGCAUGUCACAUCUAGUUGCAACAGAAAUACCUAUCGAGAGACUCAAUCAAGUUCCUGGUGCAGCUCUGCAAAUGCAACGUGAGCUACUAUGGUAUAAGGAAGUGGGAAGUAUUAUGCCAUCUGCCCAUGAAUUAUUUGAAAACAAGGAUCAGAAGACACCAAGAGUAUUAUUCACAGAGAAUCAUAAAUAACUAGUAAAAGAUGGAGCAGCAUGGAUGAAGGAUACAGCAACACAAUGCAUGGUGGUAGCAACACUUAUCACUACAGUUAUGUUUGCAGCAGUGUUUACUGUACCAGGUCAUACAGGAGGUGGAGAACCCAAUAAUUACAUACAAGGCAAGUUUCCAAUAGUUUUUGUCAUAUCAAAUAUAUUAGCACUUUGCUCUUCAGUCGCUUCAAUGUUGAUGUUUCUAGCCAUUAUUACUUCACGAUAUGCUGAAGAAGACUUCUUGUCGACUUUGCCUCGGAUGUUGAUGUUGGGUCUUUUCUUUCUCUUCAUCUCUAUAGUGGGGAUGAUGAUAGCAUUUGUAGCAGCUACAUUAUUUAUGCUUCACUACAAUCGUCUAUGGGUCUCCUUUCCAAUUGUCUCCCUAUCAAGUAUCCCAAUCAUUAUAUAUGCUUCGGUAGAAUUUCCCCUAUUCGUACAAUUGAUGUUUGCCACAUCCCCAUCAGAUGUUUUCGGGAAGAGAUCUAAAUGAGUAGUAGUAGUUGUAUUAGUUUACCAUCAAUGUGUUGUAGAGGAACACUAAUAAGGAAGUGUCUAGAUAGUUGUAAACCUUCGAAUUGAUUGUUGGUAUUUUAAAUUGAUAAGACUAUAAAUGUCUUCUGUGUUUACUCCUAUA
Molecule: messenger RNA, 3017 nt
Organism: Macadamia integrifolia
Lineage: Eukaryota; Viridiplantae; Streptophyta; Magnoliopsida; Proteales; Proteaceae
Exons: 8
Coding region: 1083-2366 (427 amino acids)
Molecular function (GO): protein binding
Source: RefSeq, a predicted model, not a curated record